This is a messenger RNA of Diatraea saccharalis (sugarcane borer), 1315 nucleotides long. The record is from the annotation of a GenBank genome assembly. NCBI's taxonomy places the organism in Eukaryota, Metazoa, Arthropoda, Insecta, Lepidoptera, Crambidae.
CAAAUUUGGAAAAAAUUUAAAUACCGCAGUCAUCACAACUUUUAGCAAAUUUUCUACAGAACAUCGGCGUUUUCUCUUCUUUGAGCACCUCCAAACUUAUAUUCCACCUAAAUCAAUAAUAGUAUGUGAGAGCCGAGCGAUGAUAACAGGUGAUAGCAGGCAAACAGCAUUGUCACUUAAUCGUUACAUGAAAUUUAUUCCUCUUAGAGAUGUUUUGAAAGCUUUUUUUUUUAAAGAAAGUAUUGGAAAUCAAAACACAAAUAUCUUGACAUGUUUUAUAUUGUGAAUUAUUUUUAAAUUAAAAAUUUCAAUUAUAUAUUAAUUGUGCAGUUAUUCUUGGCCAUUGUUCGUCAGUUGUGCCAACGAUUUAUCCACGUGAAUAUAUUCAUAAAUAUUAUAAAAUUUGAAAUCUUCACUAUACACUAAUAGUGAUUAGAGUUAUCCUUGUAUUGUAUUGGCUCUAUAUUCAUAUUUAAGUAAAUAGUGAGUAAGAUGGAAUCUUCACACGUUUUUUGUGUGACUUGCAACCGAGAUAUUUAUGACAAAACUGUAAAAUUUACAACAAAUACUUUGGAGAAAAACAAAUCCGUAUUAAAAAUUAGAAAAAAACAUAAUUUAAAAUUUAAUGACAUUUCUUUGCCAGAGGAAGUUAAUGAAAAUACAGGUUAUCUUGUGAAGUGUUAUAAAAACUUUCUUGCUGUUAUUAAAAAAUAUCGCGAGAACGAACCAUCGACUUCAUCUAUUUAUAUUACUAUUUAUAUUACGAUAUUUUUUAUGAACUUAUAUAUUCUUUAUUAAAGCACCAGGACCAGACGGAAUAAGCAAUGAAAUACUCAAACAAGUGAAAGAGAAAAUAACUCCUAUUCUUACAGAAAUUAUCAACCACAUUGUAAAAACUGAAAUUAUUCCACAGCAGUGGUCUCAAUCUAACAUAAUUCUUCUGUACAAAAAAGGAGAUCAAUAUGAUAUCGGAAACUACCGGCCCAUAAGUUUGAUGUCUAACUUGUACAAAAUAUUUGCAAAGUGCAUACUCAGGAGUAUGGAAAAGAAACUCGAUGAGCAACAGCCAAUAGAACAAGCAGGUUUUAGAAAGGACUACUCAGUACUUGAUCAUAUUCAUGUUAUUAGGCAAAUCAUUGAGAAAUAUGGAGAAUAUCAACUUAUAUGUUAUUUAGCAUCUAUCGACAAUAUAUUAAGAGAACAAGGGAUUGAACAAAUAUACGAGGGUGGAUUGAAAAGUUCGCGGCCUAACACAUAAAUACUUAAACUAUUUUAAUGUAACUGACCUCAUUCGAUAAGUUUACUCUCUGGUUGU